Messenger RNA from Cotesia glomerata, 1800 nucleotides. It is a transcript of the gene hdm, whose product is annotated as meiosis-specific with OB domain-containing protein. Gene Ontology annotation, molecular function: single-stranded DNA 3'-5' DNA exonuclease activity; single-stranded DNA binding. The record is from RefSeq and is a predicted model, not a curated record. Gene Ontology annotation, biological process: resolution of meiotic recombination intermediates. Bases 111 to 1529 code for a protein of 472 amino acids. The transcript is spliced from 6 exons. Lineage: Eukaryota; Metazoa; Arthropoda; Insecta; Hymenoptera; Braconidae.
AUAUUCCGGAUCCCGACUCCUAGUCGCGAUCUGCAGCUCAAAGUACGUUAAUCCUUUGGCAUUGUUUCACUAGUGAGCUCAUCAAGAGUAAAUAAACCAUAAAUUCAACAAUGGCCGGUGUAUAUCGACAACCAAUUAGCACUCUUACGCCGGGUGCACAGAAUACUUUGAUAAUUGGAGUUAUAAUCAACAGCAAAAAUCCCCGAUCAUUCAAUUUCGAAGAUAAAAAUCGUUCUGGCCAGAGAUCAGUUUGGACAAUUACGUUACGUGAUUCAAUUCAAAGUACAAUUAAUGCUACUAUUUGGGGAAGUACGGAAUUCGUAAACAAACUCAGCGCAACGUAUCGUAUUGGCAGUGUCAUUGACGUAAUCAAUGCAAAGGUCCAAGAGCGGAAGCCAAAUGAUAAGAAUGAAGCAUUUCUACCUUCUGUAUCCAGUUCUUGUUGCCUUGUUAUCAAUGAAAGUGCAUCCUUGAUCCAAAAUCACGACGGCGCUGAUCGAGAAGAGUAUGAAGGCCUACUCAGUGUCCCUACAAAAAGUCUCUCGAAUGUCAAAAGUCUUCAAUACAUAAUGGAAAACAUGGAGGCAUUGAUCAAUCAAUAUCUUGAUAUCAUUGUCGUCGUUACUUUUAUCGGAGAGUCAAAAAAUAUUAUUACAAAAGACGGUCGUUCAAUGGUAACUCGUGACUUUGAAGUGACUGAUGAAUCAUGUGGUAAUACUACAGUGGCUCUUAAAUUUUGGGAAAAUGAUUGGGUUCAAAGAUCGGGUGAUUGGGAGCCAAAACGUACUGUUUUAUUUAUCGUCGACAUUCAAGUAGCCUUUGACAGGUUCAAGAAGAAAAAUACAAUUAUUAUCACUAGAAAAACUAUGAUUACGGAGAACCCAAACAUACCUCAAGCUGAGGUUGCUAGAAAAAGUAUCAACACGGAAUCGGAGUACAUGCCAAAUGAUCCUUUUGUUAUUCCGAAACCUGAAACAAUUAAAAAUAUUAUGACGAUAAAUGAAAUAACUCAGAGACUUAAUUCAAAAAUGAUGCAAGAUGGCGAAAGAGUUCAAUUUGUAACAGUUUUGUAUGGACAGAUAAUGGAAAUGAAUUUGGAUGAUUUAAAAAUCCCUAUUUUGAUUGAACGAUGCGCUUUGUGCAAACGUUUGGUAAGUGGACCUGACGAGUCGUGUAUGAAUUUGAACUGUCCUUGUGGAAAUGGUAGACGUCCAGUCCAAAAUAUACUUAAUUUCUACGUAAAAGUUAAUUUGAAAGAUGAAACUGGUUACUUAGUCGGUUGUCGUUUGAGUGGAGACGUCGCGGAAAAAACAUUUGACUGUACUCCCGAAGAAUUUAAAAAAAUGAGCUUUGAAGAACGCACUAAUCUGAAGUGGAAAUUCAUGACAGAGCAAGUUGAAAUCAAGCUUCAAGUCAUUGGACCAACAUCAACGUUUCCCAGGUCGCUUUACAAUAUUUUAUCUCUUAAACGCAUUAGUGACUCCAUAAGUUCUCAAGAAAAUUUUAACGACAAUAAUAAUGACGACUAAUGACAACUUUCAACGAUACUUUAUAAAUUUUUCUUUAAUUAUUGUUUUUUUUUUUUUUUUUUUUGUUUAUUAUAUUAUUUUUGUUAUAAUUUAGUUAUAAAUUUUUUAUUUAUCGUUUAUUACAUAUCAAUGAAUUUAUGUAUUAUAAUAAUGCAGAUCUGCAUUUAAAAAAACGUGCGUACGCACCUUAACACAAUAUCAGCUGAUCAGCUGACAUAAGUACACUUGUAUAAACAUUCUACUCCAAAAUAAAGUGACUGUUAAUAAUUUA